AUGACGAGGGCCCAACUCCCUGCCGAGAUAUUCAUUCACAUCGCAGUGUAUUUAGAACCUGACGCAUGUUACAGACUCAUCCAGGCUGUUGAUGGCCUGGAUCAACUUCUCGCACAUGAGAAAUUCACGAGGAAGGUGAGAAGAACCGGAGAUACAAUUGUGCACCUGGCCGCAAGCCAAGGCAAUGAAAAGAUAAUACAAACUAUUAUUGCGAAGGCCGUGAACAUCCAAGUCCGAAAUAAUCAUGGGGUCACGCCUUUAGCCCUGGCUGCACAUCGAGGACAUAAAGCAAUUGUGGAGUUUCUCAUAUCUGCUGACGCAAACGUCAACGAAUUGGAUAAUCGUGGGUUUACUCCCCUACAUGGCGCGGCCUACCAUGGAUCAGAUAUGGUGCUCCAAGUACUCCUUGAUGCUGGUGCAAAUCCCUAUACGACCACUUAUCGCGGUACCGCACUACAUAUGGCCAUACGGAAUGGUCAUCUUUCGACUGUAUCACUGCUUCUGGGGAGAAUGCGGAUGCCCCCGGAUACGACAGACAUACGGAGUGGCGCUCUGGAAGUGGCAGCAAAAUACGGCCGUACGGCAGUUUUCCAGCAGCUUAUUGAGGCUCGAUUUGAGAUUUCAGACAAGACUUUGCAAGCUGCCGCUUCGUCAGGAAGAGCAAAGAUAGUCAAAAUCCUUCUUUCUCAAGUAUCUUUCCCAGAGAGUGCAAGGCGUGCAGCGCUGCUUCAGUCUGUUAAGCUUGGGUACACUUCGGUGGUACGGUUACUUGUUAGGACCGGCCUGAAUAUCUCGAAAGUGGACACCGAAUUGGCCGAGUCAUUAGGCUAUUCAGGCAGUAUCAGAAUACUUCGACUUCUUGAUGAUACGUGGGUCGAUUCGAACAGAUCCUUAAUAUUGCGUUUUGCUGCCAGCCGAGGCCAUACUGCAAUGGUUGAAUAUUUUGCCCAUUCACGAUGGUUGAACCAUGAGAUGUGCAGACAAGCGCUCCAUGCUGCCGCUCUUGUAGGCCAUUAUGCCGUGGUUAAGACUCUUCUUGACUCUGGUUUUGAGAUGGACAAAAAGAAAAGGAAAAGAUGGUUUGCGAAGUGUCUACGGCUGGUCAUCUAG
This is a messenger RNA of Penicillium lagena, 1110 nucleotides long. RefSeq names its product ankyrin repeat domain-containing protein. The transcript has a single exon. Lineage: Eukaryota; Fungi; Ascomycota; Eurotiomycetes; Eurotiales; Aspergillaceae. The coding region runs from base 1 to 1110 and encodes 369 amino acids. The record is from RefSeq and is a predicted model, not a curated record. Gene Ontology annotation, molecular function: protein binding.